This is a messenger RNA of Ilex paraguariensis (yerba mate), 1497 nucleotides long. The record is from the annotation of a GenBank genome assembly. NCBI's taxonomy places the organism in Eukaryota, Viridiplantae, Streptophyta, Magnoliopsida, Aquifoliales, Aquifoliaceae.
GGAUUUGGUUUUGUGACAAUGUCUACACUCAAAGAGGCUGAUCGUUGCAUCAAAUAUUUGGAUCGCUCCGUGCUUGAAGGUCGUGUUAUCACAGUGGAGAAGGUAACCUGUUUUGCAAUUUUUUUGGUCUAUCGCCAGGUGUUAUGACCAUUUUAUAUUGAUAUUUGAGCACGUAAUUGUCUUGAGGACACAUAUGGUUUGCUAUUAGAUGUUUGAGUUUGAAAGUUGUUUGCUUCUUUUCGCCUGAAGUUUUUUGGCAGCAGGGUAGCUGUGCGUAGCAGCGCUCUUCACCAAAGUUCAAACUAACAAAUCAAAUCAAACACAUCAAGCAAAUAUCGGACCAUUAAUCCAGAGGGCGAAGAGGCGGAGAGGUCGAACACCUACUCCAGGAAGGUACCUUGGGUUGAGAACAAUCAGUGUGAGGCGUCGAUCUCGGAGUUGCUCGCCUAAUUACGGGAGUCGUUCUCCUAGCUACUCAUAUGAACGUUAUAGGAGCAGGAGCAGAUCAUAUUCCCCUUACUACCAUCGGCGGCAAUCAUACUCCCCUUACUAUCAUCGACGCAGAUCCUACUCUCCUUACUAUACCCGUGGAAGGUCGUGCACAAGGUCUCGCUCCCCAUACAACUGGUCACCAAUCAGCAGGCGUGAUCGGUCUUAUUCUCCCUACUAUUCCCGGGACUACUCACCCAAAUACCAUUACUACCGAAGAAGCCGCUAUCGCUCCAUUUCUCAAAGCCUUUCACCAAGGUCGCACAGGUAUUCGAGGAGGAGCUUCUCACACAGUGUCUCACCCGUGCGUUCCAGAAGGAGUUAUGCACGGAAUAUCUCCCCAAGGCGAUCAAGGAGAAGCUACUCUCGCAGUGUUUCCCCAUGGACAAGGAGGAGCUCGAGGAGGGGCUAUUCCCGUAGCAUUUCUCCUAGACGAAGGAGAAGCUCAAGGAGGAGCAUCUCUCGUGGCUCUGCUUAUAAGCAUGGAGACUCUUGGGAUAGCUAUUGUUCUGGAAGCCAUAAAAGCAGUCGUAGUGCUAGUGUGUCUUCUGGAUCCGUUUCAAGAUCUGUUACUCCUAGGUCAGUUUCACCUUCGAGGUAAAGGGUUUUAAGAAAAUCUUGCCGUUGCUUAGUGUUUUGUGUUGUUAUGGUUCUGUAUUAUGGAGUCUAUAUGUUAAAGAGAUUGUAUGAGAUCUAUUUGAUACAUUUAUAUGUAAAUCUGUAUUUAGUUAGGUGUCUUUCUGUCGGUGUUGUGGCAUGGCUAUAGGAUGAAUCUAAUCGUCUCCUGGUUGUUUGAUUUCGGGUGACAUAGAGUUCUCCUUAUAUAAUGCUGAUGUAUGAAGCUAUGGAAUGUCGGAGGUGCUUGUGCUUAAACCUCUUGAUUGUGCUAGUAAAUUUCUCUUUUUGUUGUUACAUGAGCAAAUCUCUAUGCCCGUUCAAGCCAGUUUCAGGCUCAAAUUGUGGAAUGUAAUUUUAGGGUAGUGUAGUUUCUUUCCGAAUGUGAACAGA